CGAUAUGAAACCCGAGACGAAAGGAACGAAACCAACGGCAGAGCCCGCUUCUAUUUUGGAGAUCCUAACCUUAAUGUGCCGAAAAGCUUAUUCUCCAAAUCGGAUAAUAUAUUGAAUCAAUACUUUGUGAAGUAUGCGUGGGGCUGGAACCUCAUCCUGAUAGUACCAUAUGUAGUUCUGACAAGCUUCAUUUACUGUUGCGGGCAUCAGGAGAAGAUCAUCAAGCAUCAUGUCUCGAGAAUAUGCAUUGCAACAUUCUUCUGGUGGGCCUGGACAAACUUUUUCAAUUAUAUUGAAACUGUGUUUGGGAAAUGUUUUGAUGGAAAAUUUGACAGCAAGCAAAGCUGCUUGAAAGCUGGCAAUGUGUGGCAUGGCUUUGAUAUAUCAGGCCAUUCAUUUAUCUUGGUCUAUGGUAGCUUAAUGUUGAUAGAAGAAGCAAGAAGCAUGGUCAAUUGGGACAGUAUAAAGGAUUAUAUGAGAUUAGAAGGACAUUAUCGUGUAACAAAUGAUACAUCACCUAGCACAAACCCAUUGAAAAACCUGACAAAAGAAGAAUUUGCUGUUCUACAAUUGAAUUAUGAGAAAUACACACCAUAUAUUCGAGGAUUAUUCAUUUCAAUCACUUUACUUAACAUUUUAUGGGACUUCAUGUUGUUUUGGACAAUAUGCUAUUACCAUGUGAUGUUGGAGAAGUUGCUUGGAGGAUUAUUUGCUGUACUCACAUGGUUUAUAACAUACAAGCUAUGGUACCCUUCCAAUUAUUUGCCAAAGUUGCCUGGGAAUGGUGUCUUUAAAUACAUCAAACCUAAACCUGUGCAGAACACGCCCAUCAAUUUGAAAAGAAGGACGGGCGGCAAUGGUAACAAACCAAUGUUCAUGGGCAGACCAUUAAAUACUGGCAGGAGUGAAUCUGUCAAUAACUCAGAUGACCAGCAAAGAUAGAAUGCAAACAUCAUAUCAACAUGACCAAAGACACUUGAAUUGAAAGACUAAAUCAAAAAUAGGCACAUGAUAUUUUUACAAUUUAAACAUAUAUUUAAAAAACGUCUGUUGUAUGUUCAGUUUCUGAUUUUAUUUUCUGUUGCAUUUUGUUAAAUAUAUAUAUAAAAAUUAUAAGACUAUAUAAAAUUGUGGAUUCAAUUUGUGAAUGGUGAUUUGUUUAAUUUGGAAUUAUUACUAUGGGGUUGUUGUUCAAUAA
Molecule: messenger RNA, 1198 nt
Organism: Nicrophorus vespilloides
Lineage: Eukaryota; Metazoa; Arthropoda; Insecta; Coleoptera; Silphidae
Gene: Fitm
Product: FIT family protein CG10671
Exons: 2
Coding region: 421-942 (173 amino acids)
Biological process (GO): lipid droplet organization; lipid storage; phospholipid biosynthetic process
Cellular component (GO): endoplasmic reticulum membrane
Source: RefSeq, a predicted model, not a curated record